Messenger RNA from Thyridium curvatum, 2166 nucleotides. RefSeq lists its product as uncharacterized. Gene Ontology annotation, molecular function: Atg12 activating enzyme activity; Atg8 activating enzyme activity. Gene Ontology annotation, biological process: C-terminal protein lipidation; autophagosome assembly; protein modification by small protein conjugation. The record is from RefSeq and is a predicted model, not a curated record. Gene Ontology annotation, cellular component: phagophore assembly site; cytoplasm. The transcript is spliced from 3 exons. The coding region runs from base 1 to 2166 and encodes 721 amino acids. NCBI's taxonomy places the organism in Eukaryota, Fungi, Ascomycota, Sordariomycetes, Thyridiales, Thyridiaceae.
AUGGCGGGCUUGCAGUUCGCGACGUUCUCGUCGCAGAUCGAGUUGCCCUUCUACACAUCGCUCUUCGCCUCCAAGCUCGACCAUGACAAGCUCGACGACUCAGCCCGCUACGUGCUGGGACUUUACGAGGCCAAGGGCGAGAAGGACCCGACGGAGAGCACCAGGAUGCAGCUCUUUGCCAACGCGCUCACGAGCAACACAGUGCCCUUGCACAUGCAGCGCGCAGAGGGUAUAAUUCGAAACUUCAAUACGAUCGAGGACUUCAAGCAGGCAGAUAAGGCUGCGAUACUCCAGACAGCCGGUCGGCAGAUCUGGGAUGCGAUCAAGGACGGCACAAUUUACGAAAUCCCCUCUCUACUCUCCUCCUUCAACAUCAUCUCCUUUGCCGACCUCAAGAAGUACAAGUUCACCUACUGGGUUGCCUACCCGGCGCUGCACUCGGACCCGCAGUGGAAGCGCGUUGGAGACAUCGGCAAGCUCACCCUUGCCGAGAGCGGAAAGCUCAACGAGCAAUACACAACCUUCCGCUAUGCCAACGACGUCAGGCAGCGCGGAUUCUUCCUCGCCAAGAAGGUGUCCAAGGCCGAGCUGGCCAAGCAGAAGGAGGCGGCCAAGCGGGCCAAAAGGUCAGACGAGGAAGACGAUGAUGAGUCACGGUAUCAUGAUGACGAUGGUGACGACGACGACGGUGGUUUCGAGGACGAUGAUGAUGAUGGACUUGAUUUCAAAUGGGUCGUUGGGUGCCUGCGCGACUUCGAGAAGGGAUUCUUUGACGGGGUAGAGGAGAAGGACCGCUUUGUGGGGUUUGUCGAUUCGUCAAGCUACCCAGAGAACCCAUCAUGGCCCCUACGCAACUUGCUGGUCCUCAUCCGGCAGAGGUUUCACAUGACCAAGGUUCAGAUUCUGUGCUACAGGGACACACGGGAGACCAGGCACGAGUCACGCAGCAUCAUCCUGCCUCUGGCUAUGGAGGAUGUUGACGAGCUGGAGAUCUCGACGAUGCCCAAGAUCACGGGAUGGGAAAGGAAUGCAGCUGGCAAGCUGGCGGCGAGGGUCGUCAACCUGGGCGAAUACAUGGAUCCGAACCGGCUGGCCGACCAGGCCGUAGACCUGAACCUCAAGCUGAUGAAGUGGCGGCUUACACCCACGCUCGACCUGGACGUUAUCAAGAACACCCGCUGCCUGCUUCUGGGUUCGGGAACCCUCGGUAGCUACGUCUCCAGAAACCUCAUGGGGUGGGGUGUACGCAAGAUCACCUUUGUCGAUAACGGCUCGGUCUCGUUCUCGAAUCCCGUGCGCCAACCGCUUUUUGAGUUCAAGGACUGCCUCAAGGGCGGUGCUCCCAAGGCGCUGCGCGCCGCAGAGGCGCUUCAGCAAAUUUUCCCUGGCGUCGAAUCCGAGGGCCACGUCCUCUCGGUACCCAUGCUCGGUCACCCGAUCGUGGAUGAGGCCAAGACGAAGAAGGACUUUGAGAAGCUAGAGGAGCUCAUGGACGAUCACGAUGUCAUCUUCCUGUUGAUGGACACCCGGGAGUCACGGUGGCUGCCUACAGUCAUGGGCAAGGCCAAGGGCAAGAUCGUGAUGAACGCCGCGCUUGGCUUCGAUACUUUUGUCGUCAUGCGGCAUGGCGCCGCGCCAAAGGACGGCAGCGAGGACACCCUGGGCUGCUACUUCUGUAACGAUGUAGUAGCGCCAGCAGACUCUGUCAAGGACCAGACUCUGGACCAGCAGUGCACAGUCACUCGCCCCGGCGUCGCAACCAUCGCAUCCGCGCUCCUGGUUGAGCUCAUGACGAGCAUUCUCCAACACCCGCAGAAGCACUAUGCCGCGGCGCCCGUCGCCAAGGCCGACUCUUCGUUCGAGCGCGACCCAGAGGACCAUGCGCUCGGCAUCGUGCCUCACCAGAUCCGGGGGUUCCUCGCCAACUUCCAUAACAUGCUGAUCCGCGGCCAGUCGUACCCCAACUGCAGCGCCUGUAGCAAGCCCAUCCUCGACGCCUUCAAGCAGGACAGCUGGGGCUUUGUCAAGAGGGCCCUCGAGAACCGCGACUACGUCGCCGAGGUGUCGGGACUGAAGGAGAUCCAGGAGAGGGCCGAGGCCAUGGCUGCGGACCUGGAGUGGAGCGAGGAGGAGGGGACUUCUGAUGGGGAGGCGGUGGUACUUUGA